CACGCGGGAAAACUCUCUGAGAGUCCGACACAUCGCACGAUCGCGUUGCAUUUUGAAUGUUUUUAUUGUUCAUAUAAUAAUGCACGCUUUUCUAAAAACUGGAAAAAUCGGCGCGGGUGACACCGUGAAGAAGCCAUCUUCGUCCAAAGCCAAGGAUGCGGAGGCAAGAGCUCGGACCACCCCGUGGGUCGAAAAAUACAGACCUAAAACAGUGGACGAUGUUGUCGAGCAAAAUGAAGUUGUUGAAGUAUUGAGACAAUGCUUGCAAGGGGGAGACUUUCCCAAUCUCCUGUUAUAUGGGCCACCCGGUACAGGUAAAACUAGUACAAUAUUGGCUGCUGCCAGGCAGCUGUUUGGUAAUAUGUUUAAAGACAGAAUAUUGGAGCUCAAUGCAUCCGAUGAAAGAGGAAUCCAAGUUAUUAGAGACAAGGUGAAAUCGUUUGCUCAGCUAACAGCAGGAAACACAAGGCCAGAUGGCAAGCCUUGCCCUCCAUUUAAAAUAAUAAUCCUGGAUGAAGCGGAUAGCAUGACCGGCGCUGCACAAUCAGCCCUGAGGCGAACAAUGGAAAAAGAGUCUCACACAACGCGAUUCUGCCUAAUUUGCAACUACGUCUCGCGCAUCAUAGAGCCUCUAACUUCGCGUUGUACAAAAUUUAGAUUCAAACCUUUGGGGGAAGAAAAAAUUAUCGAAAGACUUGAGAGUAUAUGCAAACUGGAAGACUUGACGGCAGAAAAAAGCGUGCUCAAAAGUGUUGUUGACGCUUCAGGGGGCGAUUUGCGAAGAGCAAUAACUUGUUUACAAUCCAUUACGAGACUGAAGGGGAAGGGGAUAGAAAUCACAAUUGAUGAUGCACUUGAAGUGACUGGUGUUGUACCAAAAAAAUGGCUAGAUGAAUUAUUAACAGUUUGCGAGACAAAAAAUUACAACGAAGUUGAAGCAUAUGUAGAAAAAUUUAUGCUUGAAGCAUACUCAACAAGUCAAGUCGUAGAUCAAUUAAAUGAAAUUGUUGUUCAUUCCAACACACUUUCAGACAAACAAAAAGCUUACAUUGGAGAAAAACUUUCGGAAUGCAGUUAUAGAUUGUUGGAAGGUGGCAGUGAAUACGUACAAUUUAUGAGUCUUUGCUGUGGUAUUAUGCAGGCAUAUGAAAUACGAUGAUCACAGAAAAUUGAUUGCCCGUUAUUUUGGAAUUUUCCAACUUCAAGCAUCUAAAAAACAUUGAAUGAUUGGUAACUUUAAUGUAAGAACUUAAUUAAAAACGCCUUUGAUUUAUCUGUAUUUUGUUUAAGUUUGUUUAUUUAUUUUAUAUUAAAAUUGAGCGAUGUAGUUAAAAAAACAAAA
Molecule: messenger RNA, 1342 nt
Organism: Copidosoma floridanum
Lineage: Eukaryota; Metazoa; Arthropoda; Insecta; Hymenoptera; Encyrtidae
Product: replication factor C subunit 4
Biological process (GO): DNA repair; DNA-templated DNA replication
Cellular component (GO): nucleus; DNA replication factor C complex
Molecular function (GO): DNA binding; DNA clamp loader activity; ATP binding
Source: RefSeq, a predicted model, not a curated record